Messenger RNA from Rotaria sp. Silwood2, 399 nucleotides. NCBI's taxonomy places the organism in Eukaryota, Metazoa, Rotifera, Eurotatoria, Philodinida, Philodinidae. The record is from the annotation of a GenBank genome assembly.
AUGCCAGCUUGUUUUCCUGCUAAAACUGAUACUUAUGAAGGUGCAACUUCAGUGACUACAGGAUGGGGUACAUUUUUUCCGGAUGAAAGUCCUGAUACCUCUCGCAAAGAAAUGGGAAUACGAGUUUUGACUGAGGCUGACUGCGUUAAGAAAUUCGGUGCAAAUAUGUUAAAUACAACAACUCAAAUCUGUGCUGGUGCAACCGGCAUCGUUCUAAAUAUGUAUCAAGGUAAUUCAGGUGAUCCAUUACUUGUUGAACAUUCUAAUGGUCUUUGGUAUUUGGCUGGUUUGGCAUCAUGGGGUUAUGGAUAUGCUGAUGGUCAUGUUUAUACUAGUCUUUCAGCGUAUCGUGAUUGGGUUCAAGGUCACGUUUCAACUUUUCCAAGUGGUAGUGACUAA